AGUCGUCCCUGGCAUCGAGGUCUGAUUGCUCUGAAGUCCGCGUUAUCGAUAUGCUCUCUAUUUUACGCCAAAGUUCGCUUUCUGCCACUGUGCGGCAAACAGCUGCCAUUUUGGGUGGUGUGCGUUCAAAAUGGACGGGCAAAGAAUCGCUGGAGGAGAGCGACCCAGAAGUCCUGGCGAUGAUGAAGCGAGAAAAAGACAGGCAGAUGAGAGGGCUUGAACUCAUCGCUUCUGAGAACUUCACCAGCAAAGCUGUCCAUGAAGCUUUGGCUUCCUGCUUCACAAACAAGUACUCUGAGGGCUACCCUGGAGCUCGGUACUAUGGUGGCGUCGAGCAUGUGGAUGAAAUCGAAAACCUCUGCCGAGACAGGGCAUUGCAGCUGUACAAAAUUGACCCAAGCAAGUGGGGCGUGAACGUCCAGCCUUACUCGGGCAGUCCUGCUAACUUUGCUGUAUACACUGGAGUGCUGCAGCCUCACGAUCGAGUAAUGGGUCUGGAUCUACCAGAUGGUGGACAUUUAACUCAUGGUUUCAUGACGGACAAGAAGAGAAUCUCAGCGACAUCCAUCUACUUCGAGUCAAUGCCGUACAGACUGGAUCCCUCCACUGGUCUCAUCGAUUAUGAUAAGCUACAUGAGCAUGCUCGUCUAUUCCGCCCCAAAAUGAUCAUCGCUGGAUACAGCGCUUAUUCUCGGUUGUUGGAUUAUGGACGUUUUAGGGAGAUUUGUGACGAUGUCGGUGCUAUCCUCCUUGCCGAUAUGGCACAUAUCUCUGGUCUCUGUGCCGCCCAUAUUGUACCAAGUCCAUUUGAACACUGUGAUAUUGUUACAAGCACCACCCAUAAGACACUCCGAGGACCAAGAUCUGGUCUAAUCUUCUACCGCCGUGGUGUGAAAGGCGUUAACAAGGCUGGGAAAGAGAUCAAAUACGACUUCGAGAAGAGGAUAGAUGGCGCCCUCUUCCCUGGCCUGCAGGGCGGGCCUCAUCAGCACCAGAUUGCAGCACUAGCUGUUGCCUUUAAACAGGCUAUGAGUCCUGAGUUUGUCGAAUACCAGAAGCAGACAGUCCGUAACACUCAACAGUUGGCAAAAUCUCUCAUGGAGCGAGGAUUCAAGAUCAUCUCUGAUGGAACAGACAACCAUCUCAUCCUUGUUGACCUUCGCCCCAAGGGCAUGGAUGGAUCUCGCGUGGAGAGGAUUUGCGAGUUGUGCUCAAUUACUGUCAACAAGAAUACUUGCCCUGGAGAUAAGAAUGCCUUUAACCCCAGUGGAUUACGAUUAGGAGCACCAGCAUUGACGACUCGUGGUUUUGUUGAGAAUGACUUCGUCAAAGUCGCUUCCUUUAUUGAUGCAGCUGUAGACAUCGGAAACAGUGUUGCACAGAAAACUAAAACGCUGAAGGAGUUCAAGGCAAACCUUUUGGAGGAUCCCGAAACGAUGGCGAAAAUCAAAGCCCUCCGAGAGGAAGUGGAGACGUUUGCUCGUUCAUUCCACAUGCCUGGACACGAAGACCGUUAGAUGUCUGAAGACUGAAGUGCUUAACACCAACAUAUAUAUAGAGCUUCUUUCCAGAAUAUGCUCUACCAUAACUUUGGCGAUUUGAUCAGGAGAAUGUACUUCAUUGGCGUAUUGGCGCUUGGUUUCAAUUUGCAUGUAGUAACUCUCUUAUAAACCCAGAAAGGUAUAUUGAAAGGCAGGCCUCUCAAAAAGCAUUUCAAAACUCUUCCUGUCCGAGGUGCUUUCAAAUGAAUAAUGUUCAGUUACGAGCAAGCUGCAUGCGGAAGAACUCUUACAUGUAUAUCCCCUCCUAGUUGUACUUCAAUAAUCUCUUUCGAGUCUCUGUAAAGGUUCAACUCUCAGCUUCAACUCUCCUGUGUGGGUCUACAUCGCUGAGAGAGAUGAGAAAUUUACACAAGGAUUUUAAAAAUCAUCUGAUACCUCAUUGCAGUCAUACUUCACAGUAUUCAUUGUCUCGGUUUACUUUUGCAUAAUCAAGUGAUGUGCAAUGAAGAAUUGCAUUUUGAUUGCAUAAAUAUAGUCUGACAUGUUUGGAGUGUUUGUUUUUAUUCAACUUAACACAGAAUUCCUGGGAAACUAUAACAAGCCUUUAUUGGUAAUCCCUUGUGUAAUGUGCUUUCAAAGUGCUUGUGGGUUAUAAAGUCUUUUUUGGUGUACAGAGGUGUGCAUGUACACAUAACUGCUGAUAUUCCUCUAUAAAAGUGCAGUGCUUGACAGGGUGUAAUGGAGGAAUAUAGUAUUGCACCGGGAGACAUUAUACGUGUAUUCACCAUAAUCAUUUUUAAAUACUGUUGCAAAGAUUAAUUCAAGGGAUGAAAUAUGAAUUUUGUUUUUUACCUGAUCAGGUAUCUAAUCAUGAUAAAUCCUGUUGUGCAUCAAGUGAGUUUUUGGGUUAAACUUUGAAAUUAGAGAAAUCUGUUAUCUUUUUUUUGCUCAAUUUCAGCAUUUUUUGCUGUGCUAAACUAGUUAAUUAACAGCUGAUGUUGGAGACGCCUCGGUCCAAAUCCUGUUUUGAAAACGUACUUAUACAUGUAUGUAAGUGAGUUUUCAGAACAGAGGUUCGAUUUGAUCAUGUAGAAAACUCGGUGAGUUUAGGUGGAAAAUACUCUACAUGAGCUGCACAUUUCUAGGGCCAAGUUCUUGUAUGUACAUUCUCACGACAUGCUUAUUCAGCCUUCCAACAAGGCACAGUGGACAUCAGCAGAAAGAGUUUUUCGAAUCUUAGCUCCUCUCAUUAGGUAUUGGUAAUGUAGAAAUUUACACAUCAGAAUAAUGACAUGUAUAUAAGAUUGGUGAUUACUGUGUGAACUUUUCACAAACUUGGUUUACAAUGUAGGUCUGUGUGUUCUACAAUAUAUGGUGAAAAGUCCAUAUUGUCUGAAUCCAAAUUUUCGGAGGCAACUCCUUUUACAUGUAUGUGCUGACAAAAAAUCAACCUUUUCUCAUUUAUUGUACACCAUGCAUUAUAGUGUUGAUAGUAUUUCUGAGUGUACAUGUAUGUUGAUACUGGUAUGUACAAUACAGAGAUACAUUUGAA
Lineus longissimus is the source of this 3054-nucleotide messenger RNA. Its product is annotated as serine hydroxymethyltransferase, mitochondrial-like. The record is from RefSeq and is a predicted model, not a curated record. Gene Ontology annotation, molecular function: glycine hydroxymethyltransferase activity; zinc ion binding; cobalt ion binding. NCBI's taxonomy places the organism in Eukaryota, Metazoa, Nemertea, Pilidiophora, Heteronemertea, Lineidae. Gene Ontology annotation, cellular component: cytoplasm. The coding region runs from base 51 to 1517 and encodes 488 amino acids. The transcript is spliced from 10 exons. Gene Ontology annotation, biological process: L-serine catabolic process; tetrahydrofolate interconversion; folic acid metabolic process.